AUGGGAGAAGACGAAGCCACCUCUGUUGCUGCUGCUAACGGUGACGCCCCAGCAAUUGGCAUGGCGGCGAGUAGCAGGCGAGGAGACAGCCUGCACCUGGCGGCGAGCCGCGGAAAGUUGUACCGCGUUGCCGCGUGCCUUUCCAAGGGAGACGACCCCGAUGAGGUCGACCCGUACCUCCGGACGCCGCUGGCAAUUUCAUGCGCAGAUGGAGGUCACCUUGAGGUGGCCAGGGUGCUCCUGCGGGCGGGGGCCGAGGUCAACCUUCGAACCCCCGAAGGCACGCCGCUGGAGAUACUGUUGCAGGAUCCCAACCCCAACCCUACCCUCGUGAGGGAGCUGGUGAUCGCCGGAGCCAACCUGGGGUGCAGAGAUCCCAAGGGCUACCUCCCGAUCCAGCGAGCUGCCGCUAACGGGCUGACGGCCGCGCUAAGAGAGCUGCUCAGCAGCAGCAGCACCACCAUUACCAAGAGAAGAAAAAGAGGGAUCGGCAAGAUCGACCUCGAUGCGACGGUGCCACAGAGCGGGAAGACGGCUCUCGUGCUAGGGGCCCGGAUGGGCCACGUGGAGAUCGUGCAGAUGCUUCUAGGGGCCGGAGCUAGCGCCUCCCUGGCGGACAGGAGAGGCUGGACUGCCCUCCACUUCGCCUCAUGGAAGGGGCAUCUUCGUGUUGUUUGGGAGUUGCUGGGAGCGGGGGUGAAUUCGGCGCCGCUCUCGGACAAGCUGUGGACACCGUUGUUGGCAGCGGCGUUGGGGGGGCACUCGGUGAUCGUACGGCAGCUUAUCGGGGCCGGGGCGAGCGUUUCGGAGAGGACGUCGAAAGGCUGGAACGCCCUGCACAUGGCGUCGCAAGCGGGACACACCGACGUGGUGCGAGCGUUGCUGGUGGCCGGCGCCGAUGUGGAUGCCGUGGGGGACAAGGGUUGGACGGCUCUCAUGACGGCGGCCGCGGAUGGAAACGGGGAGAUUGUCAGAGAGCUGCUCGACAUGGGGGCGGAUUUCGACAUCCGCAACGAUAAGGGCUGCACCGCGCUUAUCAUGGCCUCCCGCAACGGCUUCGCAGACGUGGUUCGGAGCUUCCUCGAGCUCGGGGCCGACACGACCGCCAAGAUGACCGGCGGCUGGACGGCUCUCUCGGCAGCGUGCGCGGGGGGGCACGAUCUGACGGCAAAGUACCUGCUCCGGGCGGGGGCGGACCCCAACGAGCAGGACGACCUGGGCCGCACCCUGCUCCACGACGCGGCGGAGGACUGCCGCUGGGACGUCGUCAGAGAGCUCCUGCGGGCGGGAGCGGACCCCAAUGUCGUGACGCACGCGGGGGAGACGCCGUUGUCUUUGGCCGGGCUGGGCGGAAGCUUCGAGGUCAUAAGGGAGCUACUGCAGGCGGGGGCGGAGCCUCUGGCCGUAGCUCCGAGGGCGGCGGCGAUGACCCCGCGCAUGCCAGCGAAGGGCGUCUCGCCCUCGACCAAUUCAACCAUCAGCACAGCUAGUUCUUCCGAGAAAUGGAGGGACUACCGCUUCAAGGCAGAAGCGGCGGCGUCGGGUGUGUGUCCAUCAGGCACGGAGCAGUCUCCCGGCGAACACGCGACGCAGCUGCUGCACCUGGGAGCGAAGCAGGGCAAGCACCACCCGUUGCUCCUCGAGCUGCGGCGCAACACCGCCCCCCCGGAGUUCCCCGGAGCGAGGCGGUAUCUGGACAUCACCACCCCGACGUCCAGGCGGAGAGAGAGGGGAUCGACCAGCGGCGGCUCUGGUAGGGGGCCGGGGUGGUUCAUGCAUAGCGCGUCGGCAUAGUAUGCAUAGCUGUUGUCGUUUAGUUACCGUCGAUGGCACGGAGGAGUGGUCGCGGUGCCCAAGCACUCCUCUGCAGGAGCGCCACGGCGGGCUUGCAACGCGGCCGUUCGCAGGGCAGAGACCCCCCCCGACACCGUCGCGUGUUAAUGGUGUUUGAGGGGGGCACAGAGCCACCACCACGCCGUCACGGCUGGCUCUUCUCCCCGAUUGUAGCAUACAACGUGUGGCAACAUAUUAUAUCCCUGCUGUCUUCAUUGACACGUGGCAGCAAGAGAGGGAGAGGCGGAGGUGCUUUGAGUAUGUUUGUAUAUAUAUGGCAAAUUGUCGGUGGUGUCAAGCGCAUCAUUUAGUUUAGGGGAGGCACUCGUUACUAUUGUUGUGGUAAUCGUGCUCUUUCGAUGAACGGCGUUCCACUGUGCGGAGGCGUUUUGUAUGGAGGCGGCGUCGUUAGGGAAUUUAUUUUGCGUCUUGUGGCAACAACGGUGACCCGGCAGAGUAUGGAACGGAAUCACUCAUCAUUUGUAACCCGUCAACGUAUUACGUGGUAUAUAUACUGGCGUGUUCCACGGUGUAUUCCCGGUUUCUUGUUAUUAUGUCGCGGCCACCCGCACGCCGAUGACGGGAUGGAUCGUUGUCAGCGGCGUUAGAGGUAGGAACUGCUGUGCUGUUGCUGGGAAUUGGGCCAAU
Messenger RNA from Ectocarpus siliculosus, 2481 nucleotides. The record is from the annotation of a GenBank genome assembly. Lineage: Eukaryota; Phaeophyceae; Ectocarpales; Ectocarpaceae.